This is a messenger RNA of Gossypium raimondii (Peruvian cotton), 2920 nucleotides long. RefSeq lists its product as uncharacterized. Bases 103 to 2685 code for a protein of 860 amino acids. The transcript is spliced from 10 exons. Gene Ontology annotation, molecular function: protein binding. The record is from RefSeq and is a predicted model, not a curated record. NCBI's taxonomy places the organism in Eukaryota, Viridiplantae, Streptophyta, Magnoliopsida, Malvales, Malvaceae.
UGACUGUAUAAAAAGAAACGAAACUCUCUCUUUCUCAAAGAAAUUGUUUGGUUGUUUGUUUAUUUUAUUAAUCUGAUAAGCCGUUGAUAGAGUGAGAGAGCGAUGGGGAGUGAUAGCAAGACCAAUGGACGUGGCGGCGGUGAUGGCGGAGUACAGAUGUCAGCAUCGGUGAAGAAAGUGGUGCAGAACCUUAAAGAGAUUGUCAAUAAUAGCUGUACGGACUGGGAGAUCUACGCCGUCCUUAGAGACUGUAAUAUGGACCCUAGCGACGCCGUUCAACGCCUCCUCUCUCAAGAUACCUUUCAUGAGGUAAAAAGCAAACGGGAGAGAAGAAAAGAGAUGAAAGAGACACAAGAACAAAAAACUCGAGCCAACAGUCGUGCAUCUAGUCGUGGUGUUAGAGAUGGUAGUGAACAUUCUUUUGGGCAGAGCAGAUCAAUGCUAAUCUCCAAUGAGCUUGGUAAAGCUGCAUGCAAGAAAGAGAAUGUCUCAGUUUCUUAUAUUCCAUAUUCUGCUUCUUCAAAAUUAUGUGCAAUGGGACAAACUUGGAAUGAGCAACCUUCCCCUCAAAGGAAUUCUUUUAAUGCUGAUUAUAGAAGACAAUCAAUAGGAACAGGUGAUAUGAUUGAUUCAUCUAUGCAACCAUCUUACGGAUCACAUUCUUCUUGGGUUGGGAGCACCUUACAGCAUGUUGCUAUGGCUGAUAUUGUAAAAAUGGGUAGACCAAAGAGUAAAGGCUCAGAAAUGCCAUGUGAGACCUCUUAUUCCCCUCAAGAUGCUGUUCCGCCAAACUCAACCAUCAACCAAAUCAAACCAUCCCUUGCUACUUCAGAUUCAAAUUUGGGAACAGGCCAAGAUUUGCAUUCUGAUUUGAACACGAUUUCUGAAUCUGGAAUGAAAUCUAGUCAACAUGGUUUUGACAAUGAAUGGGCUGUCAAUGAGCCAAUGAUGACUUCUAGUGAUAUUGGUGGUACAAGGUAUUCAAAUCAACCUUGCUUUCAUGGCAACAGAGCUAACUUGUCAAAUAACUGCUGGUCAGAUACUAUUAUAGUAUCAGAGAGCAAUGUUGCCAGGAAGAAUCUUAGUCCUAAUCAUGUCAGUUCUGUUCAAGCAUCAAAUAAACAAAUGUUUAUGAGUGAUUCAGGAGGAACGUCUGAAUGUGAUGAUGACCUCCGUAAGGAUACAAGUUCACCUGAUUCUUAUGGCCAAACCUAUGAGCCCCUGGAAGGUAGAGGUUCUAAUGCAUCUGCUCCAAAUCCUGCUGCUUCUUUAUCUGAUGAUGCCAUCAAAGCUGCAUCACCAAUUGCUGUGAACUUGCAACAACUAAGUUUAGGGAAGGAAGAGAGAGCAGUGACUCCUAAAGAGGAUAAUCGUGGCGUGGUGCUUCCAGAUUAUUUGCAAGCCUUUUCUGCUGAUUGCUCACAUUUGAGCUUUGGUACCUACAAAUCUGGCAAGAGUACAGCAUUGUCCCAGCCACAAACAUCCAGUUCCUUGAUGAAUGACUUGGAAGAGACCUUGGCAACAUCAAAUGGUUGUUCAUCUUCUAUGAAUUUGAGCUCUAGGAACUUAGUUUAUCAUGAUGAAGUUGAUUUUGAUAGUCAUAGAGCAACUGCAGAUGCUAGAAAUGAUAAUUCACCUAAAUUUUCACAACCAGAGCUUAGGAAACUAGAUAUUCCUGAUGCAUCAACUCUUGGGAAUGAUUAUAUCUCCUGUGCAUCUAUACCUGGUUCAAGUUUUAAGAACAUCCAACAAUCUUCCUCUAUGUCUUUUGUGAUUGAUCCAAAUGCUAGGAACCUUCCUAUUUUGCCAAAUAAAGUGGAAUCAUACUCCAACACUUUGCCUAGCGAUUUAUUGGCAGUGGCUAUUCAAUCUACAAAAGCUAGAGAUCCUGCUGCAUUUCUUGCAUCACAGUCAAUUUCAUCUAGAUACAUUGGUUCUGCAUCAUCUGUUAAGAAUCCAAUCGCAUCUAUGUCUCAGCCUUCCUCACUGGCCCUUGAAGGUGCCAACCCCGCCACAGGACCUGUACUAAAGGAGCAUUUGUAUGCAUAUUCUUAUCCUCAAACUGGCUACCGAGCCGUACCUCAAGGGCAUACAUAUACACCAUCUGCUUUGCAACAAGAAUUUCCAAAUGGCAAUGUGUUCCAUGAAUCUCAUAUGGAGACGAAGUAUGAUCUCCAACGCUACAGUAGCGCUAGUAUGAGCAGCAGCUUGCCUUGGUCGAGUUCUUACACCUCUGGUUAUCGCAGUUUAGAGAAUUCUUCUGGUUCUCCUGGUAGCUUUCUUCAUGAUCUAUUGGCUGAUUCGGCAGGCAGCAAAGUUGCAUAUGAUGAUUUUUUAUGCUCUCAGUACAGCAACGGAGGAGCUAAUUUCAACCUACUUCAGCAGAAUGAUGGCUCUGCUACAUGGGAUUAUAGACAUGGUUCAAGAACCACAUCAACUAUUCCGGAUAAUGCUUAUUACAGUUUAAACGGGCAAAAUCCCCAGCAUGCAGGUUAUCAACAAGCUCAGCAACUAGCACAGCAGCUUCAUGAAGCUUUGGGAUACCCCAGUAUUUACAAUUCUCAUGCAGCGAUGGCAAUAGAACAGCCGCAACAGCAGCAGCAAAAUUUCCGGGAUUUGAUUUUAAAUGAUCUGCAAGGGCCAUCACCUAGGCAAUUACCCCAAACAUGGCAGCAUAACUACUAAAAUCCUUUUUUAAUUUUGUUUUUGUUUUGCCUGGCUAUCAAGCAAAGGAUUGUAAAAGCGGCUGAUUAUAUUACAGUUACAAUCAAAGAUUUCAAUGUGUUGUAUUUUGGGUGCUUUGGCGAUGUCCAAUUGUACAUACUUGAAAAGAGAAGCUGACUGGCAAUGGCAUCUGCCUCUGCCUCCUCAACAUUAUAGAGAGCACUUGAUUUACUAAUGAUUGAUUUGGUUAUUUACA